This is a messenger RNA of Tachysurus vachellii, 1844 nucleotides long. It is a transcript of the gene cnn1b, whose product is annotated as calponin 1, basic, smooth muscle, b. Gene Ontology annotation, molecular function: actin binding. Lineage: Eukaryota; Metazoa; Chordata; Actinopteri; Siluriformes; Bagridae. The transcript is spliced from 7 exons. Gene Ontology annotation, biological process: actomyosin structure organization. The record is from RefSeq and is a predicted model, not a curated record. The coding region runs from base 131 to 1021 and encodes 296 amino acids.
UGUGGCGUUGUGACGCUUCUCCUCAUGCGGCGGAAAACGGAAUAGUAACCGAGGAAGCAAACACCCCCCCAACAUCAGCACCGGGCUCAAAUCUGACCACAGAUACCACAGACUACAGUAACUAUUAAAAAUGUCACAGCACUUCAGAAGCGGUCCAGCUUUCGGACUUUCAGCGGAGGUGAAAAGUAAGCUUGCACAGAAGUACGACCCUCACAAGGAGGAGGAGCUCAGGCUUUGGAUCCAUGAGCUGACAGGGCGCAAAGUCCCAGACAAAUUCAUGGAGGGCCUUAAAGAUGGAGUCAUCCUGUGCGAACUCAUCAAUGCUCUCCAGCCUGGCUCUGUGCGAAAGAUCAACAACUCCACUCAGAACUGGCAUCAGCUGGAAAAUAUAGGCAAUUUUGUCAGAGCCAUUCAGGAUUACGGUAUGAGGCCAGAUGACAUCUUUGAGGCAAACGAUCUGUUUGAGAAUGUCAACCACACGCAGGUUCAGAGCACUCUGAUCACACUGGCUGGGAUGGCUAAAUCUAAAGGUGUCCAUACUAAAUCUGACAUCGGGGUGAAGUAUGCGGAGAAACAGCAGCGAAGGUUCGCCCCUGAGAAACUGAAGGAGGGGCGCAAUGUUAUCGGCCUUCAGAUGGGGACCAACAAGUUUGCCAGCCAGAAGGGGAUGACAUCAUACGGCACAAGGCGUCACCUCUAUGACCCCAAAGCUGGCAUGGAGAAUCCUCUGGACCAGUCAACAAUCAGUCUGCAGAUGGGAACUAACAAAGGAGCCAAUCAGUCUGGAAUGACGGCACCGGGCACCAAGCGACAGAUCUUUGAUAAGAAGCUGGACAUGGAAAGCUGUGACACUUCCACUGUCUCACUGCAGAUGGGUACUAACAAGGUGGCAUCUCAGUCGGGCAUGACUGUCUACGGGCUCCCACGCCAGGUCUAUGACAGAAAAUACUGCACUUACUCCGAAGACUACAUGGACAACGGCCAAGACAUGCAGAUUGACGGAUACCAGUACUCUGACUAAGAUGCCUUCACACCGCUGUGUUUUUAACUCACUCAUUUCUUGCCCACUUUUUUAAAAAUGUAAACCUCAUCCUGCAAGACCACGCAAACUGUUAAUAGUUAUCCAUCAAACCAGAACAUUAGGUCUGAUUUAAGAUGGAAUAAAAAUAAUGUUUGUAACAGUUGUUAUUUUUUGCCACGGGCUGCCCCCGCUUCUCACUUUUUUUCGAGUGUAGCAGCUUCCUGUCACCACUUUGCAUGUUUUUAGCAAAUGGCCAAAACUAUGCAUCAAAAAGGUCAGUGAAAAACAUAGAAUAUUUAUGAUGCCUUAUAGUUUGGUUUGAUUUGAAAUAUCCCCGAAAAUCAACUGUUGCUGAUGAUGAUCUCGAGUCUUGAGAUGUGAAGUUUGACUCAGAGGAAGUAAUAUCAAAAGCUAAGGACACUCACUAACAUCUAAAAAUUCUAUCCACCUUCAUGGGAGAAGCUUUGUUGCCUGAGAUGACACCUGAGAAAACCCAGCGUUAUUCCAGUCAGACAACCAAAAUCAAACCUGUCUGUUUUAGGUUCCUGCAAUUUGCAGUGAAUGUUGUGUUCUCUCUCUUUCCUUCUGUCUUUUGCACUAUAAAGCAUAAGAAGAUGGUACACAGAUGGACAUAUCAUUUAGCCGUGAGGCUUUAAAUCAAGCUAAAAUCUGCAGGUGCAUUCCACAUGACACAAAGAAUGUAAUGUACACCACUCCAGUAUUGCAUGGCUUUUCGAAGUGUGUAAAAUGUGAUAGAUUGUUUCCAUUACAGCUAAUUGCUAAAACACACUCUGUGCCUUGAAUAAUAAAUUCGUCCUGUUCA